Zingiber officinale is the source of this 997-nucleotide messenger RNA. Its product is annotated as transcription factor WRKY19-like. The coding region runs from base 59 to 787 and encodes 242 amino acids. Gene Ontology annotation, cellular component: nucleus. The transcript is spliced from 3 exons. The record is from RefSeq and is a predicted model, not a curated record. Gene Ontology annotation, biological process: regulation of DNA-templated transcription. Gene Ontology annotation, molecular function: transcription cis-regulatory region binding; DNA-binding transcription factor activity. Lineage: Eukaryota; Viridiplantae; Streptophyta; Magnoliopsida; Zingiberales; Zingiberaceae.
AUUCUAUAACUCCUCCGUCUCCUCGCUUCGAUCGGACCUACUCGGUUCCCCCCUCCCCAUGGAGGUAAAUGCCCGCGCUGCUGCUCUUCUGGCCGAGCUCAACCAGGCCCUCGAGUUGCUCAAGCAGCUGGAGUCACACCUGCACGACCGCGACCUCGACCUCUGCAGGGCUUUAGCGCCCAGGCUCAUGUCCUCCAUCCAGAACUCGAUUGAUCUCAUUGCUAGUGAUCGGCCUCCGCGCACCGUGACGCCCAAGAGAAGGAAGGCGCUGCACUCGUGGAUGCGCAAAGUGAGGCUGAGCUCGAUGGUUGGGGGAGUCGAAGGCACUGGCCAUGACGACGGCUUCACUUGGAGGAAGUACGGACAGAAAGAGAUCCUCGGAGCCAAAUAUCCAAGAGCUUAUUUCCGGUGCACCCACAGCGCCUCCCUCGGCUGCCCCGCGAAGAAGCAGGUGCAGCGAUCGGACGACGACAUGCUGGUCUUCGACGUCACCUACCACGAGCUCCACACUUGCCUUCAGCAGCGAAGGGAGCAGGAGGAGCAGGGAAGUGGCCGUCAUGUAACGUACGACAGCCAAGAACAGAGCAUGGCAGAGAGGGUUGAAGCAGAGGAGGAGUUUGUGGCGCAAACUGGGCCUUCUCUCGGCCCUUCCAUGGAUGAGAUUGCAUCCUUUGGGUCUCUGGAUGACUACGGUUGUUUUGAUGGAGUAGAGAAGAGUAUGCUUACAGUCAUGGAAGAGCUUGAUCGGGAUUUAGAAAUUGACCCUUGGCUUCUAAGCAAGAACUAAGAAUUGAGAAUUGUAAUAAUUAUUAUAUUAUAAGCGAGAAACAGAGGAGAGAUAUGCACUAUUUAAUUUAUUACCUAAUUAAUUUUUUUAGAAAAUAUAAGAUUGUUCUGUAAACUGAGUUGAGGAGUAUUUCAUUAACAUAAAUUUAACAUAAGUUUGCUUUUAAAAGUGUCAUUUGUUUUAACUAACAAAGAGUUUUUUUAAUAUAAA